CCUCCCCCCUCCCACACGCUCACACAAACUCACACACACACACACAGUAGAGGAAAGAGGAGAGGCAGCAAACAAGACGAUAUCAUGACGCGAUGCUUCAGGCUGCAACACAGACUCACACAGUCAUCGCCUGCGUCUUUGGAGAACAUGGCCUGUAUGUUCUGCACGUUAGCAUCCUGAGUGCUAACAGGAGGUACGUCACUUCUGUGAACAGAAACUGGGCUGAUGCACUCUGAAUGUCUGGCUCUGGAGGCGUCGACAGGAUAACCUCCGUUUGAACCCUCUGUGAAUUAAACCAACUUUCCCCUAAAUGACAGCGAAAGAGGAUUGCACCGGAGCCGUCACACUGUGAAUCUUCCUCUUACUGCUCCGCUAUAGACAACACAUGGAAGCAGAAGGACGUUUUAAAUGGAAAAUCUGUGGCGUUUUGGAUACCUGGACCCCUUUUUACCCAACAGGAGUGUAAUGGAAUAAUCUGACUGCUGGUUCAAAUCCUCUUUGCAGCAGCGAGGUCAAGCUUGGACUAAAGUGCACGAUUGUCCACUGAAAUUAGUGAUUUCCCAGCACUCUUUUCUUGGUGCUGAGUGGAAAAGUCCUGCAGGAUUGGGGGUGCAUGGACGCAGCCCCUCCUCUUGGCUGAGAACAUUUAGACAACAAAAGUCAUGCCUCUCCUAAAAUCCAACAUGUGUUUCAAGGAGUUAAUCUCCAUGUUUUGCUCCGUCCUCCCGAAGGCACAAUGGAAUAAAGAGUGAGACAAGGAGUUCAGGACAGCAGGAGGAAAACCUUGAAUCUGAAGCCCCUUCCCCUGGCUGCAGUGUGGAAGAAGGGGUGUCUUCGGAGGUCCACCCCCACCAGGCUGCCGCUCGCAGAUGGAGACCCACCAACACUCCCCAGAUAGCAGCAGUGAAGAGUGCACCGUCCUGGAGGCUCCACCUGGUAAAAACGCCUGCCCCCAACAUACAGGGAAGGUGGCAGAGCUGUACUGUUCCGCCUGCGAGUGUGCGCUGUGUGAGGACUGUGUGCCGGAGCACGAGGAGCACCCUCAGGUGCCGCUCAGCCAGGCCCUGGAGCAGCACCACAGCAGCCUGCAGGAGAGGCUGGGCGCCGUCCAGAACAGACUCCCUCAGAUUUCAGACGCCCUGUCCUUCGUUAAGGAGAUCCUCCAACAGCUGACCAAUCAGAGAGCUUCCAUCGAAGAGGACAUCCAGUCGAGCUUCGAGGAUCUGCACAAGCAGCUGGAUGUCCGGAAGAGUGUUCUGCUGAUGGAGCUGGAGGUCACAUACGGACUCAAACAGAAGGUCCUCCAGGUGCAGGUGGACAGCCUCCUGCGGGGGGAGGGGGACAUCAUGGCCUCCUGUACCCAGACGGAGGAGGCUCUGGCUGCCGAGGCGUGUGUGGCGAGUCUGCAGGUGAAGCAGGAGCUGCAGGAGAGACUGGGGGAGCUGGCCGGCCUCGGCCUGCCGUGUCAGCCGGAGGAGAACGACCAGCUGGAUCUGCUGAUGGAGACUGACGGGCUGAGGAAGUCCAUACACAACCUGGGGACCAUCGUCACAACCAGUGCGGUGGCGAGCCAGAGUGAAGCCAUGGGUGCUGGUUUGGAGCAGUGCAUUGUGGGACAUCCUGCCUCGGUUACCAUUGUGACAAGAGACAAGUCGGGGGGAGCCUGCAAGAGCGGCAACGCAAUCCUGUCAGCCGAGGUGUUCACCCCGGAUGGCAGCAUAGUGGACGGUGAAAUAUUGGACCACAAGAAUGGGACUUAUGAGUUUGUGUACACGGUGCCGAAGGAGGGCGACUUCUCGUUGGCGCUCCGUCUGUACGACCAGCACAUCAAAGGAAGCCCCUUCAAACUGACUGUCAACAGGGUCUUAGAUGCAGACGUAGAGGUGUCCCCCUCCACCACCACGGCAACCAACUCAGCAGCCUACGCCACCCCGUCCACGGGCUCCUCUGAGGGGGCAAAGAGACGAGGGAAGUCCCCCGGCCAGAAGAAAAAGGGCUCCAAGAGGGCCAGCAGUGCCUUGGGUACCCCGCGACGUAAAACCCAGAACCCCAUCGAGGACGACCUUAUCUUCAGAAUCGGAACGAAGGGGAGGAAUAAAGGAGAGUUCACCAACCUUCAGGGAGUGGCUGCCUCCUCCAGUGGCAGGAUACUGAUUGCUGACAGCAACAAUCAGUGUGUCCAGAUUUUCUCCAAUGACGGAGAAUUCAAGAGUCGUUUUGGCAUGCGGGGACGGUCACCAGGGCAACUGCAGCGUCCCACCGGCGUGGCCGUGCACCCCUGCGGUGAUAUCAUCAUCGCCGACUAUGACAACAAGUGGGUCAGCAUCUUCUCCAGCGAGGGCAAGUACAAGGCAAAACUUGGCUCUGGUAGACUCAUGGGGCCAAAGGGCGUGUCUGUGGACCAGGAAGGUCAUGUGAUCGUUGUUGACAACAAGGCGUGCACUGUCUUCAUCUUCCAGCUGACUGGCAAGCUCGUCACCAAGUUUGGGAGUCGAGGCAACGGUGACAAGCAAUUUGCAGGUCCACACUUUGCAGCAGUGAACAAGAACAAUGAGAUCAUCGUGACUGACUUCCAUAACCACUCUGUCAAGGUUUUCACCCCGGAGGGAGAGCUGGUGUUGAAAUUUGGCUCUAAUGGUGAAGGAAACGGCCAGUUCAACGCUCCCACUGGUGUAGCUGUGGACGUUAAUGGGAACAUCAUCGUAGCUGACUGGGGCAACAGCAGAAUACAGGUGUUUGACGGCAGUGGCUCCUUUCUCUCCUACAUCAACACAUCGGCGGACCCUCUGUACGGACCCCAAGGUCUGGCUCUGACCUCAGAUGGAAAUGUGGUAGUGGCUGACUCUGGCAACCACUGCUUCAAAGUCUACCGCUACCUACAGUGAUGGAGGCUCGGACGGAGAAAUGAAGCGGAUGCAGGAAAGACGGAUGGAGGGAGAAGUUGUGCACGGUGUCAAAUUCUACAAAUAAAUGCAUGAAACCUGCCGCUGCCUGUAACAUUGGAAGGAGGGAUGGAUAGAAAAGAGGACGAAGCGAAGAAGUAUUCCCCAUCAUUACAUCAAUAGACCACAAUAUAACUAUGAUCUCGCUUUGACAUCUUUGAUGAGUUGGAUAAAGUCUCAUCAUAGUAAUCGUCAAAACAAUGAAACAGUGAAUGACAGAAUGGUCUUUGAACUAAAUCGUAAAACUAAAGUUCAAAGAGUGAUGAGGAUAGUAGCAGAUGAUGGGGAAUGGAACAAGAGUUUGCUACCCUCAUGCAAACAUUUAAAAUAUUGCAGAAUGGGACCCAGGAGUGAAGCUGGAGUAGAAACAGUUAUGCAAUGACGGAUUCAUGAUGUCACGUUCUAUAAGUCCCUCUUUCUCCCAGUUUGGCAUUAAUACAAAAAUGGAGGAGUGGACGGAAAAAAAGGCUUUAAAAAAGAAAGGAAGAUUAAAUAAAGGUUGCAACAGAAGAUGGAAAACGUCUUUGGAAAUCACUGCUUCCUAAACCCACAAUGGAGUGAAUGAUGGAUAAAGGGAGCAAAGAAGAAUCAAAGGCGUGAGUGUAUAAAUAAAGGAGAGAAUGGAUUGGAAGAUUAAACGAUUUCUAAUGUUCGACCUUGUCACAUUGUAUGUAACAGACACAAUAAUGGCCGGUGAGCUAAAAGAGGUCUACGUCUUAGUUUGACAUCAUUUCUUACUCCAGGUCAUGAACACAGACUUCCUUACAGCAUUGGGACUGUAGAUUACAUUUGUGCACUAACAUCAAGUCUAACAUGUGGAAGCUAACAUUAGCUACCAACUUCUAGAGCUUGUCAGAAGGCCUUUGAGUAAAGCAGUGAACUUUAAGCUGGUCCAGCAGUAUGAGACUGUAGUUUAAUGGGAAACACCCAGAAGUGAACUUGUAAUCUUUGUCCAGCCAAUUAACUUGACUAUAUUGUUGAAUGAAGAUUAACCUGCGAAGGUCAUGAAAAACAUUAUUAGACUAAGACUUGGGCCACUUUUAGCCUGUUUGUCCAUUAGGAUUGUCUAAAUAUGGAAUGUUUAAAUUUAGUUUCUUGUCAUAUGCUAGUAUUCUUUACAAGUCUUAGAUGAUAGAUUCAUAAUUAGAAACGAUUGCUUGACUCUGAUUGGAUGAUUGCUUCAGUUGGUUGACACGAUGGCUUUGACGAGCAGCACCGUCUUGUCUUUGCCUGGUGUGAGUGUUAAUAUAUUGUUUCCUGAGAAAAAGAAGGUCUAUAAAUCUAUCCUAUAUAUUUGUGAUGAAAUGAAUUAACAUAUUUGGAAUCAGUAACAUUUUUACUCGUUUCUGCUCACCGUCUCAGAAACAAAACUCUAGAAUGUUUCUAUUCACUCUUCAACAUUGCCGAGGAUUCUAGAACGCUCUGAGGAUUCCAAGAAGCGCUGUCGCUGGAUUGUACAAUUCCACAAGUUCUGUCAUCGUUCAUAAAACAACGCCUCAGUGUUCUAUAAGCAUGCCUCUGUAAUAUGUGAUUGUUGACAUCAAACUAACAGAUUUCAACUCCAAGCUUCCGUUUUACAAACAGUAAACACGCAUUCAAUUAGGUAAAGUACUGCAAAGGACAUGAGACCAAGCAUGAGACCAGUAAAAGUGCUGUUCGCUGGAAAACAUAGUGAUACAAAACAUUUACAUUGAUUAUUAAAUAGGCAAGGAAAGCAUUUAAGUUAGUCAUCAUCAGUUAUACAGUUUUAAUCUUUAUCGUUAAUAUACAGGACACAGAGGCUUGUGGUCGAGGACGUCGUGGACUCUCAAGUUCACACCGGAUCAAAUAGUAAACUUUAUAUAAGUUAUUGCUUAUUAUUUAUUUAUUUAUCUAUUUCGUCAUUUUAAUCUUUCUAUCUUGCCAUUUGAUUGUGUUCCAACGUGUGCAUUGAAAUUCUUAAGUGCCCAUUAUAUUUCUUCUUUUUGUACAUUUUGUCUGUUAUGUUGAAUCAAAAUAUGAUUGUUGGUAUUUGAUACAUUUUAUACUGACUGUUGUGAGUGGACAAAUCAGCUUUUCAAGUUUUGUUAUAUUUUUAUUUGACAAAUGAAAGCAGUCACGCUGUGUGGGAAACAAUAAUCAAGCUAGCUAUUAGGAAAAACAGCUUGUUAGCAUUGCAUUUCUGAUGGAAACCAAUGGACAUGUUUAGCACAAAGCUAAUCAUUUAGCUGUUGCUAAGAAUACAGUAGAGUACAAUGACCUACUUUAUAAACAUUGACCAGUCCAAGUAAGGAGGUUUAUUUUGAAAUGUUAACACGGUCUAUUUUGUAACAAAAGUUAAUUCAAUACUUUUGGGCUGUUUAUAGCCAUUGGUUUCAAUGCUGAAUGCUAAUAAUGCUCUCUUUACACAUAGCUAAGACAAACAGUGCGAUAAGUGCAUGUUUAAUAAGAAGAAUAGAUUCAAAUGAAAGUUGAAAUCCAAAAAGGAUUUCAUGUCUUUUCCUAAUUGUCCUGAUUGUCAGUUUGGUAAAAGUACAUUCUCUGACUUUGUUCAAGCGCCCAAUAGUGCUGCUACAUUUCCAAUUGUGCUUCUCGACAGCGAGCUGGGAGCGAGCACUAUUGAUUAUUUCAACAAGGUUGAAAGGUUUUGUUUCUUAAAGUAAUCUGGGCCUUGUUUGCUGGAGAUUCAGCCUUAUUGUCAGUAAUACAUGAAUG
Cottoperca gobio is the source of this 5636-nucleotide messenger RNA. Its product is annotated as tripartite motif-containing protein 2-like. The record is from RefSeq and is a predicted model, not a curated record. The transcript has 15 exons. Lineage: Eukaryota; Metazoa; Chordata; Actinopteri; Perciformes; Bovichtidae. The coding region runs from base 870 to 2885 and encodes 671 amino acids. Gene Ontology annotation, molecular function: ubiquitin protein ligase activity; zinc ion binding; protein binding. Gene Ontology annotation, biological process: protein polyubiquitination; proteasome-mediated ubiquitin-dependent protein catabolic process.